AUGAAGCUUGAACUUGACCUAAGGCCUAAGCUAGCACCAGAGCUAAAGCCUAAGCUAGCGCCUAAGCUAGAGACCGAGCUAAAGCCUAAGCUAGAGCCUGAGCUAGAACGUGAGCUAAAUCAUGAGCUAGAACCUAAGCUAGAACGUAAGCUAAAGCCUGAGCUAGAGCCUGAGCUAAAGCUUGAGCUAGAGGCCGAGCUAGAGCCAAAGCUAGAGCCAACGCUAGAACCUAAGCUAAAACCUGAGCUAAAGUCUGAGCCUGAGCUACAGCCUGAGCUAGAGCCUGAGCUAAAGCCUGAGUUAGAGCCUAAGCUAGAAAGUAAGCUAAAGCCUGAGCUAGAACCGGAGCUAGAGCCUGAGCUCAAGCCUAAACCUGCCAGAUUCUUAAACAAAACCAUAAACGUUGCCUUUAUUAAUAAAAAAAACUAACCUCCCCUUCUCUUUUUUCAUUUUAAAUUCUCACCCCUUACAUUACUUCUCAUACCUUCCUCCUCACCGCUCUUCAAAAACCUAUAAAGACAUCACUUUUAGCGGAUCCGAUUCAAGGUCUGAACUCAAAAGUAGAAAAAAAUCAGAUUCUCGCUUCAAAGUCAAUGGUAAAUGUUUGUUUAUAA
This is a messenger RNA of Bursaphelenchus okinawaensis, 614 nucleotides long. NCBI's taxonomy places the organism in Eukaryota, Metazoa, Nematoda, Chromadorea, Rhabditida, Aphelenchoididae. The record is from the annotation of a GenBank genome assembly.